Molecule: messenger RNA, 420 nt
Organism: Mesocestoides corti
Lineage: Eukaryota; Metazoa; Platyhelminthes; Cestoda; Cyclophyllidea; Mesocestoididae
Source: the annotation of a GenBank genome assembly
CUUAGUGCCAAUUCAUGCGGGUACUGGUACACAAAACUGCAGCGGCAAAAACGUCCAAAAACACCGCAAAAGAACCCCCCAGUUUACAGCUUUGACUGUAUGUUUGAGCAACGGCUUGCUAAGUUAGCUCGUUUCAAGAAGGACCUUGCUGCCAAAAAAGAGGAAUUUUUCGUCCAGAAGGAGAAAGAAUUAAAAGAAUUAGUCGAGAAAUUGACGGAGUUGGGGUUGGAAAGAAAAGAUGCCGAAGACAAACUACAGGGACUAUUUGACAUCAUUGUUGAAGAACGUCGGGUUGAGGCUCUUGCACCAACUCAGGUUGACAAACUUCACUGGUAUGCUAAAGAACGAGUGCUACGCGAGCAUGUAAUAAACUCCAUUUUGGAACGGGAAGCGCAGCACUUGCGCUCAAGGAGGAAAUGA